AUGAAUGCUCUUCGUUCUACAAAGCAAGCAUAUCAUUGGUUUGAAAACCAACAGACAAAAGAACUUUUAGAAGAAUUUUCUCAUAUGAUUGCUUCCCUCGGAAAACCGAGAGAAGAGAUUCCGUACGAAAAUCGCAAGAAUUUGGCUCCUGGUUUGAAAGGUUAUUAUGUUCAUAGACGUUUAGUAAACGCUGUAGCAAUGUGGGCUUCACCUCGUUAUGCUUGUUAUAUUUUCAUGAUGUUAGAUGAACUAUAUAAAGCAGAACGCGGAGAGAUGGAAAAGAAACUUCAAGCAAAAGAUGAAGUCAUUGAAUCCAAAGACAAAAGCAUACAGAAAAGAAUACCGCGUUCAGUACCAAAAGGAAAGGAAAAGAGUUAUAGGUAUAUGAUAUAUACUGAAGAAUUGGAGAAAGAAGAAGAUAAAGAUAUGGUUAUGUUGCAUUUAGUCAGAAGAAACAACAAGAGCUUUUAUGACUUAGCUAAAAUAUAUAAAUAUGACAGAAACUGGUUCUAUCGUGAAAACUUACCGAUUUCAAUGACACCGAAUGAGCAAAUAAAGGAAAUUGUCAAAAAUACUCUUCCUCAAACACACUAUGACAUCAAAG
Trichomonas vaginalis G3 is the source of this 604-nucleotide messenger RNA. Its product is annotated as KilA, N-terminal/APSES-type HTH, DNA-binding family. The transcript has a single exon. Lineage: Eukaryota; Parabasalia; Trichomonadida; Trichomonadidae. The record is from RefSeq and is a predicted model, not a curated record. The annotation marks the transcript as partial.